AUGACUCGUUGGCACGGUGCUGGGAUAUGCAGCCUACCCAACCGUAUCUUCACGCGGGUCCUUCAUACUCCUGCUUACCCACAACCAAAGAGGCACUGGGCCCAGACACGUAGUAAUGGAUCUUCGAAUUCCAGGCAUGUGGAUCCUCGGGAUAUGCAGCCUACUCAACUGUAUCUUCAUGCGAGUCCUUCAUACUCCUGCUUACCCACAACCAAAGAGGCACAUUUGCUAUGGGCCCAGACACGUAGUAACGGAUCUUCGAAUUCCAGGCGUGUGGAUCCUCCUAGGUCUCAACAGAACUUCAACCCAUGUGGAUCUUACAUUGUACGCCAGGACACUCGACUUUACACUAUGGACCCUCCGACCGAAUACCAAAGUGCAGCCGCCAAGCUCGAAGCUAUGAGGGCCAAGCAUUGCCAGUACUAUGCCAUGUGCCAUGAUAUGAUACUCGCGAAAUGGAGGGAGAGAUGCUACACCAACAAAGAUGAUCCCCCAGAAUCAUUAGAGACAUUGGCUGAUUGCAUUGCCGUGGUCAAAUACGCCAAGGAUGACUUCAUGCAAUAUGUUCGAUCUCCACGAACAUUCACCUUGGGCGUCUUUGCCGAAUACACAAAAUCUAUCCCCGACACUCCUGGAGGACACGGAGAUCGAGAAAUUUUCAAAUGUGCGAUGUCGAGCAUCAAGGACUUCCUCGAGAGGGCUACUCGAGGGCAAGGUGAUUCCCCGCCACCUGGAUACUCUGCCCCUCCUGAGUCCCUGCAGCCCGAGUGUCCUGAGGCGCCUCACACUGAAGACUUUGUUGAAGAACAAGUUGGCGGAGGAAAGCGCUAUCAAGAUCCACCAGUGGAGCACACCCCUACAAAACUCCGCAGUCACAUCAAAGCUACGAACCGUGAUGCGGGUUUAGUGAAGGAAGCUUCUAUGCGUCGGGCCAGGCUUCUCAACGAGGAGUUUAUGGCGGAUUCCAAUGGACAGGUACUUGAUACAUUGCUCGCUGAUGCUGAAUACUCAACCCCUCCUCAGCCUGUGCUUCGAGAGCGUUCAGUGCCUCCUCAGCUUGCACUUCGAGAGCAUUCGGUGCCUCCUCAGACUGCACUUCGAGAGCAUUCGGUGCCUCCUCAGCCUGCUCUUCGAGGGCGUUCGGUGCCUUUGCAGCUUCCUAUACAAGAUGUGUUUUAUGAGGCUCCUCUUAUCAAUUCAUCUGAGAAUGCUUGCCCAGAUGGUGGCCAGCCUCCACAGCCCAACUUCUUUACAAAACCCUCGUUUCUACCACUGGAACAAUAUGACUUCAGUGGUAUGAUGUUGGGUUCCUUCGAAAACGGCAGAGAUGACAACCACAUUGCCGGCUCAUCGACGUUGCUACCUGCUGUGCCUCAGACUUACAUCACACCUCCUACUCCCACAGGGCCUGCAGAAUGGGAGGGUCAUCCUUACACUGACGAUUUUCCCAUGGAUGAUGCUUUUGACUUCCCCGUGGACGAUACAUCUGAUGUUGUCCCUGCAGUGAAGGGGCGAAGAUUUCAGACAGUGAAUGCUGUGCUCCAAGAGGGAUUCGUGGAACUUGAAUGUAUGAUUCAAGAUCUAAGUAGCAAAACAGCCAUCCCCACUCAUCAGAUCGUCACACUUUGGAACAAGAGCCAUGCGCGCUCCACCAGUACUGUCAACCAUUGGAACACUUACAGUAGUUACUUCAAGGACCACCUCAAGGACGAGCUUGCGAGGCUCGGCAGGAGGGCCCCCGAGAUUCAUGGCACACCAAGUGCCACUGUGCGCCAUAAUUGCUAUGAACUCUUCAAGGCAGCAUUCCUGGACAAGUGGCAAAACAUCCUCAAGCUUCAUGAACAGUCAGCGAUGCUCCUGGGUAUUCCUCAGACGGUUGCCAUGCGGGGUCAAGAGUUCCAGAAAUUUGGCACAAAGAUCUCUGGCCUUAUGGACUCUGCAGCAGCUCACUAUGGCUUUGAGGCUGCUUUUGUAGCAUGUGGAAAAGUCAUUAAUCAAGACGGCUCGCUGGGCCUAGCCCAUAUGACACCUGGAGCUGAGGGUUUUUGGAAAUCACGCUGUAGGGCUGAUGAAGAUACUAUCAUCGGUCACUUGAAAGCCCAGGUAUAUAACCUGACAUCACUUGGUGUCAUCGAAGAGGCCUUUGAUGAAGACAGCAUUGGGAUCGAGGCCAAUGUACGCGGGGUUUCAGUCCCCCCUUCAGAAUCUCUCGACAUUUCCAAGCAUGGAAUCAAGUGGAUCAAGGAUGAGUUGCAUCGUCAAAUUGAUGCACUGGGUGGAAAACUAACGUCCAACAAGAUUUUUCUGUGGAAGACACUGCCAUCAGAGCUCACGCGUAUGUCAAUGAUCAUCAAAGGAUAUCUGGAGGACGCGCUCCUCCCAGGUGGUUUUCAUACCACCGUAAAUAAAGCUAAAGUCCUCACUUCUGAGUGCCCAGUAGUGGAGGGCGCACCUCCUGCAGCAGAUUCGGUUCAUACUGCAGGACAUCGCCUUUUUGUGAAUGGCAAAUCGGAUCGCCUGGGUGCUCUGCGCCUGAAGCAGAGCACAGCUACUUCCAUAGUCAAAGGCAAAACAUCAAAGAAAGCAUUGACACUGCCUGCUUCCACAACAUCUCUUGCUGACGAGUCCAAUGACGAACCAAGUGUGUCUGCACCUGUCCGCCCCCAGCCUCCCCCCUCCCGAGAAUUCAAAGUUGUUAAGUGCCUGACGGGCCAGAAGAAGGUCGACAAGGAGGUCAUUUCCUUGGCGUCUAGUGAUACUCCGUCUGGCUCAGAGGACCUAGAUGAAAACCUGGAGGAAUCAGUGAUUCUCGACUCCGAUUACCAAGAUGAUGUUUCCUCCAAGAAGUGGAAGGUGAAAUCUGAAGGCGCCUCGCGAGCAUCCAAGAAGAGGUCACCGUCUGUUGCGCCUGCAGAGAAGGCAGUCUCAGCAAAGAAGAUGAAAGGUAAGGUACCUGUGAGGCCUAAACCCAAGGUGCCUGAGAGGAGAGCACCAUCAGGGACUGCUGAGUCCUCCGGUGAUGAACAUAUUCAAGAUGUACGAGCCAAACCUGCUAAACAUCUGCUUGAUGGUUCGUCAGCUCAAGAGCAUCCUAUGACUGCAGUUGAUCCCAUUGUGGAUAAUGACGUCGAUGCUCCUGACGGUAGUGCCGUCAACAAAGCUGCAGCAGAGACUCGCUCGAGCAAUGCUGAUGCUACCAACAGCCUCCCCACAUGUCCCUUGCCUCCCUUGCCAACUCGACAUGCUUCAGUAGACUUAUUCCCGGACAACAUUGUGUGUGCAGGAUCUCUCGCACCAGCUUCUAAGUCGCCUGUCGUGCGACCUUCAUCCCUGCAGCGCGGGGAAUCUCUUGGGCCAGCAGCUAAGUCGCCUCUCAUGCAACCUCAAUCCCUGCAGCCUGCGACAAUUCACGACCAACCCAUUGGGCACAGGGAGCCUGUCAUGGGGAUGCCACGAUCCCAUCAUGAGCGGCGUACCAAAUCCGAGAUGGCGGCUGCACCUACCGACAGAGACUUUAAUGCCGAGAGUCACUCCAUGACGCGGGCACAUGAUGCAGACAUGAGACCAGGGAUGUAUGGUCCACGCCCAAGGGGUCCAAUGCCAUCGCGCUAUGGACAAGGCCUUGCUCGUUACCCGCUGCCCGAAUAUUACCAUGACUCCCGUAUGGCUCAUGCCCCCCAGCCCCCCCAUGGUCCUCAGCCUCAGUAUCACAGUGAUUACCAUGAUGCUCCCUACCACAAUUCUUGUGAUGGAUACGACAGUUAUGUCAAGACUUAUUGGCACCCUCCCAGCAGUGCAUAUUUUGGUCCACAAGGCAGAUACCAGCAUGGGUAUGGGUGUGAGUAUCCUAACGAGUACCCCAAGGACCAGGAGGAUUGA
Messenger RNA from Suillus fuscotomentosus, 3879 nucleotides. RefSeq lists its product as uncharacterized. The record is from RefSeq and is a predicted model, not a curated record. Lineage: Eukaryota; Fungi; Basidiomycota; Agaricomycetes; Boletales; Suillaceae. The transcript has 15 exons. Bases 1 to 3879 code for a protein of 1292 amino acids.